UUGACAACUCGGCAACCAAUCAGAGUCCAGGACCAGGGAUUUAGGGCGGGAGAUCCACCGAGAGCAAGCGGUUUCGCGCUAGCGUGUCUGGAGCAGAUGGAGGUGCCUUGGUUAGAGAUGAGCCAUCUCUGAUGAACAAGAGUUCAGAUUUGUGUAAGAAGAAAAACCUUUGAUUCUUCUACAACCUCUGGGUCUCUUUUUGGGAAUCUGUUCUCUUUGUGGAGCUGAGAUUACUCUUAGCAGAUAUAUUCACUGAAAGGUCUUAAUCUCUUCUUAAAAGUCUCUGAAGGAUCUGCAGCAGGAUUUUUUUUCUUCUUUCCAAACAUUCCUCAUCUCAGUGGUCGGAAUCAUGGGGGCUACCGGGUAUGGCUAUUACCGCUCUGUCAUUUUCACCUCAAUGUUUUUGGGAUACUUGCUGUACUACUUCAAUCGAAAGACAUUCUCCUUUUUGAUGCCAUCAGUAAUGGAGGAGAUUGAGCUAGAUAAGGAGGAACUUGGUCUGAUCACAAGCAGUCAGACUCUGGCAUAUGCCAUCAGUAAGUUCAUCAGUGGUGUGCUGUCAGAUCAGAUCAGUGCCCGCUGGCUCUUUUCCUCUGGCCUCCUCAUUGUCGGGGCCAUCAACGUGCUCUUCUCUCAGUCGUCUUCGCUCACGGCCUUCACUUUACUCUGGUUUCUGAAUGGCCUCGGCCAAGGAUUCGGCUGGCCACCAUGUGGCAAAGUGCUGCGCAAGUGGUUCGAGCCGUCCCAGUUUGGCACUUGGUGGGCUGUUCUGUGCUGCAGCAUGAACCUGGCUGGCAGUGUGGGUCCCAUUAUCACCACACUGCUGGCUCUGUACUACAGCUGGAGGAGCAUCAUCUGUGCCUCCGGGGUGAUCUGCAUGGCCUUUGCUUUCAUCUGCCUGCUGAUGGUGAAGAACGAGCCCAAAGACGUGGGUCUGCCCAGCAUCCAGCAGAGCACGAAGAAGGGCAAAGGCAAAAAAGGAACCCUGAAUGAUGACAGCACAUUAAAAGAGUUCCUGCUCUCUCCAUACCUGUGGGUUUUGUCCUUCGGGUACCUGGUGGUGUUCGGGGUGAAGAUCGCCUGCACCGACUGGGGUCAGCUGUUUCUCAUGCAGGAGAAAGGCCAGUCAGCCAUGAUGGGCAGUUCGUACAUGAGUGCCCUGGAGGUUGGCGGUUUUGCUGGUAGCAUUGCAGCAGGCUUCAUCUCUGACAGAGCUGUUGCUCGGCAUGGACUGGGUACACAUGGCAACCCCCGACACACACUCCUCUUAAUCAUGAUGGCGGGCAUGGCCUUGUCUAUGUAUCUCUUCCGGGUCACCAUCACCCCGGAUGUACCAGAAGAGGCUCCACUGUGGGUUAUUGUUCUCCAUCCAAUGUCAGUCCUCACCGGGUUGUCUGAGAAAGAGCUCUGGAUAUUAAUUCUCGGAGCUGCUUUUGGAUUCUCGUCGUAUGGCCCAAUCGCACUGUUUGGGGUGAUCGCUAGCGAGAGUGCUCCCUCGAACUUCUGCGGGACAUCACACGCCAUCGUAGCUCUUAUGGCAAACGUUGGUGCGUUUCUUGCCGGCCUGCCAUUCAGCACCAUCGCCAAGCGCUACAGCUGGGACACAGCAUUCUGGGUAGCAGAGGUGACCUGCGCCCUGACCACUGUUUGGUUCUUCAUGUUGCGCAACAUGCGCACGAAGAUGGGACGAGUGGACGAAAAGAAAGACUGACCCACAAACACACACUGAACCCAACACACUACUAAAACCCUACCAAUGUGAAAUCACUGAGCCACAGCCACAUAAUCAACCAAGUAUCAUCUCUGCUCAGAAAAAAACUCUCCACUUAACCUAUUUGUUGUGUUAGUUCUAAGUUUAUCCAAGUUCUACAAUUAAGUUCUUCUGUAGCAACUGGAACAUCAUGGGUUGUCCAGAGAGUCACGUUCCAGACGCAGAACUCUGAGCCUCAGAUUUGUACUCUGUGGAUUGGAGUUUGCUGCACUUUGGAUUAAAGGGUGUGCUGAAAAAACAUCCAUCCACUGAGUGACUUUACUGCACUACAUUGUGUUUGUGUGCGUGUGGCAGUGAGUGUUUACAAAAGCAAUAAGUGGUAAGCGGUAAGUGAGGUAAAAAAUUAAUUUACAAGA
This is a messenger RNA of Hemibagrus wyckioides, 2127 nucleotides long. RefSeq names its product solute carrier family 37 member 4b (gene slc37a4b). The coding region runs from base 350 to 1711 and encodes 453 amino acids. NCBI's taxonomy places the organism in Eukaryota, Metazoa, Chordata, Actinopteri, Siluriformes, Bagridae. Gene Ontology annotation, biological process: glucose-6-phosphate transport; phosphate ion transmembrane transport. The record is from RefSeq and is a predicted model, not a curated record. The transcript is spliced from 10 exons. Gene Ontology annotation, cellular component: endoplasmic reticulum membrane. Gene Ontology annotation, molecular function: glucose 6-phosphate:phosphate antiporter activity.